Sesamum indicum (sesame) is the source of this 1700-nucleotide messenger RNA. RefSeq names its product SURP and G-patch domain-containing protein 1-like protein. The record is from RefSeq and is a predicted model, not a curated record. NCBI's taxonomy places the organism in Eukaryota, Viridiplantae, Streptophyta, Magnoliopsida, Lamiales, Pedaliaceae. Gene Ontology annotation, biological process: RNA processing. Gene Ontology annotation, cellular component: nucleoplasm. Gene Ontology annotation, molecular function: RNA binding.
AUUCCUUAGACAUAUUCUUUUAUCUCGGUAAAUAAAAAUUGAUUUCCCCUUCGCAGAAAAAUACCAAAAUCUGGUGGUCGCAAUUAUUCAUUCACCGAUAUACGAUUAGGGUUCGUGUUGCCUACUAUCUUCAUUAACAGCAGUGCAAUCGUUUAAUUCAGUUCAUUCUUAAUCAGUGGGUAAUUGUAAGCAGUGAACUAUACUUGGCGUUAGGCAAUGGAUAAAGCAACAGAUCCUAGCUUAUUUGUUAAUGAUGGAUCAUUCAUGGAGAGGUUCAAACAGCUUCGGCGAAGAUUGGAUAAAUCUAGGUCAAGCUCUAGCACAUCCAUAACUUCCACCCCAAAGACUGUCAUUAGUAAAACAACCAUAGAAUUUAAGUCUAACGGCUCUAAAAGAGCUACCCAAGCUCCUUCAAGUGGAAAACUCGCGUUCAGCUUGAAACAAAAGUCAAAACUCGUUGUGCCCUCUGUUAAGUUUGGUGAAGAUGAAGAUGAAGAUGACAAGGAUGCUGGAAAUUCCUCUGACGAUGGGCCAACAAAGAGGCCGAAGUUGGGCCAGCAUGAUGGUUCUGAUCAGUCAUCAAAACAAGUUGAUGUUGCGCCACCUUUCCCAAGUGAUCCUACAGUGAGGAAGGUUGCAGACAAGUUAGCGAGUUUUGUGGCCAAGAAUGGAAGGCAGUUUGAGCAUGUUACUAGGCAGAAAAACCCUGGAGAUACCCCCUUUAAGUUUUUGUUUGAUGAAAGUUGUUCAGAUUACAAGUAUUAUGAAUAUCGACUCAGUGAAGAGGAGAAGGCUUUGUCCCAAACCAGAGAUUCCCAAACAUCACAAAAUGGCACUGCAACUUCCAGUUCGGCGACUAGUUCUCAAAGAUCACAUCACCAGCAAUCAAAAUAUCAAACUCCAGCCUCCGCUUUAUAUGAAACCACAGAGGUUACAGGAUCUACAGAUGCAUCAUUACAAACAGCCCCUGGAAGAUAUGGUGAAUCAAGUGCCCCGACUGGCUCAGAUCCUAUAGCAAUGAUGGAAUAUUACAUGAAGAAGGCUGCCCAAGAAGAGAAACUCAGGCCGCCUAAACACUUGAAGGAUGAAAUGCCCCCACCUGCAUCCCCGCUAGCUCCGAAGAGAGGGCACCACAUGGGUGAUUAUAUUCCUCCUGAAGAGCUUGAGAAGUUUCUGGCAACCUGUAAUGAUGCAGCCGCACGGAAAGCUGCAAAGGAGUAUGUGGAUAAGGCAAAGAUUCAGGCUGAUAAUAUUGGUCAUCGACUCUUAUCCAAAAUGGGUUGGAAGGAAGGUGAGGGCCUGGGAAGCUCCAAAAGUGGGAUUGCGGCACCGAUUAUGGCAGGCGACGUGAAAAAGGAUAACCUUGGUGUUGGUGCACAAGCUCCAGGAGAGGUUACACCUGAUGAUGACAUUUAUGAGCAGUACAAGAAGCGGAUGAUGCUUGGUUAUCGUUACAGACCAAAUCCCUUGAACAAUCCACGCAAAGCGUAUUACUAAACAACUUAUCAAGGAAUAAUCAGAGCUCGUCCUUCUUGAAGCUCCUUGCAUCUGUGUUACCUUUGUCUUCUGAAACCAAUGCCAGAUUUAAUCCGACUUUGUAUCAGACAAAUGGUAAUUUUAUUUAUUUCCUGUUCGUCUUUCUCUGGUCCAUGUCGAAUGCUACUUGUCAAUUGCUGCUUAAAAAUAGAUGAUUACACUCC